AUGAUGAAUUAUAUUUCCACCAUCUUAAUAAUAUGCUUAUCUUUGCAAAUAACAUAUUCAACUCAUACACUCAACUUAGUCUAAGAUGAAUAAGCCUUAUGCUUGGAUGGAUCAAGAGGAUCUUUUUAUUUCGAUAGAGGAAGUGGAAGUGGAGCUAAGUCAUGGAUUAUUUAUUUCCAAGGAGGAGGUUGGAUUGGUGGAAGCACUUUGGAAGCUACAAAGAAUAGUGCUUUAUCUAGAUCAAAAACAGAUAUAGGGUCAUCUAAAAAUAAGGCCCAAUCAGUCAAUAUAGGUGGAAUCUUCUCAAGGGAUUCUAAAGUAAAUCCUGUUUUGUACAACUGGAAUUCCAUUUACAUCAACUAUUGUGAUGGAACAGGAUAUGCCAAAGAUCCAAUCGUUGUUAGUGGAACCAAUAUUUAUUUUAGAGGUAAUUCAAUUACAAGAUCUAUAAUAAAUUAAUUUUUGGAUGAAUUGAAAUAAGCUGACAAAGUGAUUGUAUCUGGAUGCUCAGCAGGUGGAUUAGCUUCUUUUACUUGGGUAUAAACUAUUAGAGAUUUAUUACCACCAAGUGUAACCGUAUUAAAUGUUCCAGAUUCCGGAGUGUUCUAGGAUUUGUCAACCUAUGAUGGUUCCAUUACUUAUAAAAAUACAUAUCAUACUAACUUUAUGUAAUUGUCCAAUAAAGAAAUUUCUCCCCCAAAUACUCAAUGUGUCUAGUCAAAUCCUAAUGAAUAAUGGAAAUGCUUAUUUGCCCAAUAUUUAAUUGAGUACAUUGAUACUCCAAUUUUCUUUGUGCAAUCCCCAUAUGAUUCAUGGUGUAUCCCAAAUAUAUUGAAGUUAUCAUGUGCAAAUGAUGGAACCUUAUAAAACUGCAAUCAAAGCUAAGUUAACUUUAUAGAAAGUCAUGCCAUAAGUAUGGAAGUGAUGAUGAAAUCAAGAUUUUCGACUCAUUUUAAUACUGGAGGAUUUGGUCCUGCCUGUUUAUAACAUUGUUUCCUAGAAGGUUCAAACUACUAUGGAACUAAGUUCUAAGUCCCAACUGGAUCAGGAAACACUAUUGCUAAGACUUUGUCUGCCUGGGUUUUAGAUUAAUCAGUUUCUUCUAAUUACUUAGAUAAUGUAUCAUGGCCUGAUAAUGUUGGAUGCAAUAAUUUAUCAAUAGAGAUGUGAGUUAAAAUUCAUAUAAGCAAUUUAAUUAUUAUUAUUGUUUCA
Paramecium tetraurelia is the source of this 1212-nucleotide messenger RNA. RefSeq lists its product as uncharacterized. The record is from RefSeq and is a predicted model, not a curated record. NCBI's taxonomy places the organism in Eukaryota, Ciliophora, Oligohymenophorea, Peniculida, Parameciidae. Gene Ontology annotation, molecular function: hydrolase activity. The transcript has 5 exons.